CGUCAUUUACCCGCGACAGACGCACGCCUCACUUGAAUAUAGUCAGAUGUGUACGCACGUAAUGUCUCCCCUGUGGUAGAGCCGCAGACACUUUUGCGAUGAGCUCCAAGCGACAGCCAGGGCAAGGUGGCGACUCAGACACGGGGAAAAAGAGAAAGAAACGCGAGGAAGUGGCGGAACUGUCUGCGGUUGUAGAUGACGAGGAGGUGAAGAGGGCGGUGAGGGAGGCAUGGUCCCGGCGGGAGCACUACUCACAUGGGAAUCUGGAGCUGGACUGCCACCCGUUCCCACACUGUAUCAUCCAAAACUUCAUCAGCAGCGAGGCCUUUGUAGAGAACUUGCAAAGAGAACUGCUAGACCUCAGCUUCCACGAAAAGUCCAACGAUCUGUACAAAUUCAGACAGUCAGAUGACUUGAAGAAGCGAACAGAGGCACACAUCUCAGGCUUGAGGGCAGCAGUGUUUGGAAGGUUUCGUUCCUGGAUAGGAGAGGUACUGGGGGUUGAACUGGAGCCCACAGUGGACAUUUCUUGUGCCAAAUACCAUCACACCGAUGUUCUUUUAUGUCAUGAUGAUGAAUUGGAGGGAAGGCGUGUUGCUUUUAUUUUGUACCUCGUCCCUCCGUGGCAGAGCAGUGAUGGAGGAACCCUGGAUCUGUACUCCACAGACAGCCAUUUCCAGCCACAAAGUAUCGUGAAGUCGCUCGUGCCUUCCUGGAACACACUUGUCCUCUUUGAAGUUUCUCCGGUCUCCUUCCACCAGGUGUCGGAGGUUUUGUCUGAGGACAAGUGUCGUCUGUCUCUAAGUGGUUGGUUUCAUGGGCCGUCCUUAGAGCGUCCUCCUCGCCAUGUCGAGCCCCCUAUUCCAAGGAGCCCACACUUGCCAAGAGAUGAGACACUGUUGCUGGAGUGGGUGAAUCCCAUGUACCUGGACAUUUCUUACCAGGAACAAAUUCAGGAGGAAUUUGAAGAGAGCUCUGAAAUUCAGCUCAAAGAUUUUCUCAAGGAGGAGAAGUUCAGGGAGGUGAAUGAAUCACUACGGCUCAGUCAAGUCCAGUGGACAAGGAGAGGUCCGCCCAAUAAGAGGUGCUAUGAAGUGGCCUCACUGGAGACCGUGCCUCCAUGUGUGAGCGCAUGUUGGGAGCUGCUUCGUUCAGAAGCUUUCUUCCUGCUUCUCUCCAACUUCACCGGUCUCAGAUUGCACUACCUUUGUCCCAAUGAUGAAGACGAUGAAAAUGAAGAUGCAGAGAAAGAGAGGAAAGAGCACGACACCGCAAAGGAUGGAGAAGCCACGGGGUCUUUAACAGAGACACCAUCAGCAAAUAAAAGCAGAGAGAAAGAGCUAAGCACACCGGAGUGUUUUGGGGAGCUGCGGCGCUGGUCUCAUGGGGACUACACUCUGUUGCAUGAUGGAGAUGCAGCAAGAGCAGAGUAUGCGCUGGACCUUGUUCUGCCUUUUGGCUGCUCUGACUGGCAGCCGGAAUUUGGGGGCUUCACUUCUUACAUCGCUAAUGAAGAGGAUGAGGAGCUCCUGACGGUGUAUCCAGAGGAAAAUUCUCUCGCCCUUGUCUACAGAGACAAGGAAACACUCAAAUUUGUCAAACAUAUCAAUCACAAAAGCUCCUCUCAACCAGCUGGUGCUUCUGCCUGUAGAACAUUUUAUGACUUCUCUUUUGUAUACUAUGAAUAAAUGUAUUUGCCUGUCUUGA
Molecule: messenger RNA, 1707 nt
Organism: Myripristis murdjan (pinecone soldierfish)
Lineage: Eukaryota; Metazoa; Chordata; Actinopteri; Holocentriformes; Holocentridae
Gene: ogfod1
Product: 2-oxoglutarate and iron-dependent oxygenase domain containing 1
Exons: 13
Coding region: 99-1688 (529 amino acids)
Biological process (GO): regulation of translational termination; peptidyl-proline hydroxylation
Cellular component (GO): cytoplasm
Molecular function (GO): iron ion binding; L-ascorbic acid binding; peptidyl-proline dioxygenase activity
Source: RefSeq, a predicted model, not a curated record